CAGUGGAGAAUCUUCGUCUGUUCCUUCAAAGCUUCCAGCAGCCAAUGAUGACGCUCCGGCGACCAAAAUAAACAAAACGUCUCCGAGAAAGUAAGACACAGAUUGUCUUUUCUACAUGGGAGCACUGACGAUCAGGAGUCCAAAGAAGAGCCCAUAGAGGAUCCACCCCCUCCAGACAAGAGGCAAAACCACAAACUUCAAGCAGGAUGGUGACAGCACCUCAGUUGGGGAGAGGUCAACCAAACAGAGCAACAAACAAAGUAAAGCCUAAAAGAGGAGGUGUGGCCAAGCAACCGAAGAGUCACAUGUCUGACAGACCAGCUGCAAGUGACUCUGAGAUACAAAGUGUUAUUUUGAAAACAACACAAAAUCGAAAAACAAGUCCAAGUAGAGGAGGUAUCAGAAAGAUCUGAUCAGGAGUCCGAAAUUGGUGCCGAUAUGAAAGGGGAUACCAAACAACGACAGAACAGGAAACAUAUCCCAACAGAGACUGGUUCUAACACUAAAAAUGAGGGUGUGCCUGCCAAGAGGGCAAAGAAACUGAAGGUACCAACCUCAAAAACAAGGCACAGCACUACUCCAGCAGGUGCUUCAAGCCCAAACCACAGUUCAUCUGACUUGGAAGAUGCAGCAGGGCAAAAGAAAACAGAAAACUCUGAUAUGGAAUAUGAUGUCUCAAUAGGUAGUAGCAUUUCGGAGAGUUGGGAUGUACCUGUUAGUAACAAUGAAGUAGAAUUUUCCUCAUUGAAACAAAAUACUAAAAUGCUCAUUCAGAGCAGAAAAAGCAAGGACUGUUCAAAGGACAACACUGAGAAGCUGCCAGUGAAACGUCGCAACAAAAACACACUUAAGCAAAGGACGUAUGUUUCUCUGGACUCUGAUCACUUGGAGUGUCCUAUAAGUGGUUUUUCAGCCAGACCACUGAUCAAGAAAAAAGAGAAGAGUAAGGAGAAGCGCAGGAAGAAAGAUCCAACCCAGUGCAAACACUGCAGCCGGUUAAUUAAGGGUAGGGUUGCAAUGGAGAGACACAUGCUCACACACACUGGUGAGAAACCGUUUGAAUGCUACGACUGCGGCAGACGCUACUCCAACAGCUCCAACCUGCGCAUCCACCAGCAGAGCCACACCGGCAAGAUGGACUACUCCUGUGAGCAGUGCGGCCAGAAGUUCACACACCUGUCCUACCUGAAGGUCCACCUUCUCAGACACUCAGACAAGAGGCCACACACUUGUGACCAGUGUGGCAAAGGCUUCAUCCAGAAGUACCACCUGAAACGUCACCUGCUGGUGCACUCAGACAAGAUUCCCUACACUUGUGACAAAUGCGAUGCCACUUUCAACCGCAUGGAUUGCCUGAGACUCCACAUGCGCAGCGUGCAUCUGAUCAAUUGCAAUGAGAUUAAGCCCAACAAGCCCUUCAAAUGUGACAUGUGCGAGAAAGCGUUCACCACGCGUACCUCCCUAGAGAUGCACAGUCGCAUUCACACAGGGAUCACUCCAUUUUCUUGCUCCAUCUGCCAACGUAAAUUCAAGCAGUCAAGUCAGAUGCAUUCUCACAUGCGCACGCAUUCGGGUGAGAAGCCCUAUGCCUGUGACAUAUGCGGUAUGAAGUUCUUGCGCAAGAAUUAUGUUCGGAUUCACAAAGAAAAGAAGCACUUAUCAAAAGUUUUAAUAAGCACAGUUAAAUGAAUUUCAUCCACCAUUGAUGGAGUUCAGGGAAUGCUUCAAGGACGAUUUUUUCUGUUUUUGUACAUUUGUACAUUUAUUAUCAUUUUUUUAUUAGUGGUGUCAGUCGAUUAAAAAUCUUCCUAAGACACAAGUUUUUAUAGUGGACAUUUAAAUGUAAAUAAAAGAAUGAAUGUAAGAAAUGCAAUUGUAUUUGUACUGGUGGUGUCCAUAAAAUACUAGUAUAUACUUGUAUGUUUGAGGGGAGAUAAAACCAGUGUGGAGCACUAGAAUAAAUAAUGUAUGAUAAAUUGGAUAGAGGAAACUUUUUUUUCUUUAUCGUAAACAUCUCAGCUUGGUUGUAAGGAUUUCUGUGUUUCAAGCACGCACACCACGCGGACAGCAGGAUGUUCAGACCAGAUGAGUCCUAGGGGUGGAGUUCAGAUUCUUGCACAACCCUGUACCACCCGUAUACGAGCCCUAAUUUACGGUGGGAGUUAAUUUGCGGGAAAAAAACGCGUUACUGAUUUCAAAUUAAUCAUGUGCGAUAACGCUUUAAAGUUGACAGCCGUAGUUUACAUGUAUUUGGCACCUGAAUUGUAGUGUCUGUCAGUGGACAGUGCAAACCCGUUUUAGGUUGUAUGAUGACAUUGAUGGUCUGUUUGUGUUUGUCUCUACAUUUUGUUAGUAGAGAAAGUUAGAUUGUACGAUAUUGCCAAUUUUAAAAUUAUUAGGGUUCAAGCACCGAAGGUGCGUAGAACCCUAUUGUUUUUGCUAAGAUUUUUCUUCUUCUUCUUAUUAUUAUUAUUAUUCUUUUUCUCCUGUAAAAACAGUUGUGCAGCCUAAACCGUAAGUCAUAGAGAAAUGAAACUUGGUAGGUAGAUGUAGGAUCAGUGCAUCUCGGUGGACAACAAAAAUGGCACCGAUUGGUCAAGUGGUGGCGCUAUAAA
Molecule: messenger RNA, 2615 nt
Organism: Astyanax mexicanus (Mexican tetra)
Lineage: Eukaryota; Metazoa; Chordata; Actinopteri; Characiformes; Acestrorhamphidae
Product: zinc finger protein 782
Exons: 2
Coding region: 439-1689 (416 amino acids)
Biological process (GO): regulation of transcription by RNA polymerase II
Cellular component (GO): nucleus
Molecular function (GO): DNA-binding transcription factor activity, RNA polymerase II-specific; RNA polymerase II transcription regulatory region sequence-specific DNA binding
Source: RefSeq, a predicted model, not a curated record